Molecule: messenger RNA, 8282 nt
Organism: Pygocentrus nattereri (red-bellied piranha)
Lineage: Eukaryota; Metazoa; Chordata; Actinopteri; Characiformes; Serrasalmidae
Gene: cdc42bpab
Product: CDC42 binding protein kinase alpha (DMPK-like) b
Exons: 41
Coding region: 515-5914 (1799 amino acids)
Biological process (GO): peptidyl-threonine phosphorylation; actomyosin structure organization
Cellular component (GO): cytoskeleton; actomyosin; cytoplasm
Molecular function (GO): protein serine/threonine kinase activity; ATP binding
Source: RefSeq, a predicted model, not a curated record
UGUACGGGCUUUUGUAGCAUUGCAGAUCCGGCGCUGAUGCGUUUUCGGAGGUUACUGCACGAUGGACAGCCGCGCGGCCGUGUGAGCGGCGGAGGACGGAGCCGUAGCUCUCUUCGGGCCGAGUGGACACGGUAAUGUCCUUCUGGACGGAGCAGGAGGAGCUGAUAGAAAUACCGAGGGAGGAGGCGCCGAGCGGCGGCCGGGUUUACGUCAAAUCCACCGGCCAGGGCAGGGGCUCGGUCGGUCGGUAGCAGCAGGGCUAGCGAGCUCUGUUUACUCUGGUUCCGAAAACCCAGGAACAUUUGAGAUGUUUUAUGUCACAUCGAGCCUCAAACCGAGUCACAGGGAGGCGUUUUUCCAGGAGGGCCAUGACUGACCCGCUUUAGCCGGACCGCAGUUUGCCUGCUCUGAGCCUGUAAGCGUUUUUCUGGUGAGCUCGCUGGAGCUCCAGCGUGUCGAGCUCUGUCGGAAAUAAUCGGCCUCGUCGCGAUUUGAACAUAUAAAGUUUGGAACCAUGUCUGCAGAGGUUCGUUUGAAGAAGCUGGAGAAGCUGGUUUUGGAUGGCCCCUCUCAGUCGAGCGGCCAGAGCCUGAGUGUGGAGACCCUGCUGGAUAUCCUCGUCUGCCUGUAUGAUGAGUGCAGCAACUCUCCCCUCAGGAGGGAGAAGAAUGUCCUGGAGUUCCUGGACUGGGCCAAACCCUUCACCUCCAAAGUGAAGCAGAUGCGCCUGCGUAAAGAGGACUUUGAGAUCCUGAAAGUGAUCGGCCGAGGAGCGUUUGGAGAGGUGGCCGUUGUGAAGGUCAAGAAUGCAGACAAAGUGUUUGCCAUGAAGAUCCUCAACAAAUGGGAGAUGCUGAAAAGGGCUGAGACGGCGUGCUUCCGGGAGGAGAGGGAUGUGCUGGUGAACGGGGACAGCCAGUGGAUCACCACAUUACAUUAUGCCUUCCAGGAUGAAAACAACUUGUACUUGGUGAUGGACUACUAUGUUGGAGGAGAUCUGCUGACCUUGCUGAGCAAGUUUGAGGACCGUUUGCCUGAGGACAUGGCCAAGUUCUACCUGGCGGAGAUGGUGCUGGCCAUCGACUCUGUGCACCAGCUGCACUAUGUUCACAGAGAUAUCAAGCCAGACAACAUCCUGAUGGACAUGAAUGGUCACAUCCGCUUGGCUGACUUCGGCUCCUGCCUCAAACUCAUGGAAGAUGGAACGGUGCAGUCCUCCGUCGCUGUGGGAACACCAGACUACAUAUCCCCCGAAAUCUUGCAGGCCAUGGAAGACGGGAAGGGCAAAUACGGGCCUGAAUGUGACUGGUGGUCUUUAGGUGUGUGUAUGUAUGAGAUGCUCUAUGGAGAGACGCCCUUCUACGCUGAAUCACUGGUGGAGACCUACGGCAAGAUCAUGAACCACAAAUCAUCUCACCCUCUGAAUGAGGAGAGGUUCCAGUUCCCGGUGCAGGUGUCAGACGUGUCGGAGGAGGCGAAGGAUCUGAUGCGAAGGCUGAUCUGUUCUCGUGAGCACCGGCUGGGCCAGAACGGCAUUAAGGACUUUAAAAGGCACCCGUUCUUCUCAGGCAUCGACUGGGACAACAUCCGUACCUGUGAGGCCCCCUACAUCCCCGAAGUUAGCAGCCCCACCGAUACCUCCAACUUCGAUGUGGAAGACGACUGCCUCAAGAACUCGGAGACAAUGCCACCACCUUCCCACACGGCCUUCUCCGGACACCACCUCCCCUUCAUCGGCUUCACUUACACUAGCAAAUGUUCUCUGUCAGACCGCGGCUGUCUGCGGGAGGCCAGUGGCUCUGAUCAGGUGGAUGCUGGGAUACAGAGGAGUUUGGAGGACAGCCUGGCCUCUGAAGCUUACGAGAGAAGGAUCCGCCGCCUUGAGCAGGAAAAGACCGAGCUCAGCCGCAAACUUCAGGAGUCCACCCAGACGGUGCAGGCCCUGCAGUACCCCAAUUCAGAUGUGCCAGUCAAUGCUAACAAAGAGGUGGAGAUCAGGAGCCUGAAGAGUGAAAUAGACAUCUUGAAAAAGCAGAUAGCAGAUUCUGGUCAGCUGGAACAGCAGCUGGAGAAAGCCAGCAUCGCACGUCGGGAUCUAGAAGACUCCUCCAAGGCCAUCAAGUCUCUGGAAAAGCAGCUAAAGGGUGUCAUGCAAGAGAAAGAUGACAUGCAUAAGGGGCUGCUGGAAGCGGAGGAGAAGCUGAAGGCUCAGGGGAAAGACCUAAAAGAAGCACACAGUCAGAGGAAGAUGGCCAUGAAGGAGUUCUCUGAGCUGAGCGAGCGCCUCACUGACCAGCGCUCGCACAAUCAGCGGCUGGCCCGUCAGCUGCGUGACAAGGAGGAGGAGAUGGAGGGCUUGUCUCAGAAGGUGGAGAGUCUGCGACUGGAGGUGCGCAAAGCUGAGAGAGCACGCAAAGAGCUGGAAGCGCAGGCAGAGGAACAAACGGCCGAGGCUCAGAAAGAGAGAAAGCUACGAGAGAGAAACGAGCAGUACAGCAGACAGUUGGAGGAGGAAUUGGAGGGCGUAAAGCAGUUGAAGCAGACUGGGCCGCUUCAUGCGACUGUGGGUUUAGAUCAGCAGCAGGAGGUGGUGCGGCUGCGGGCGGAGCUGGAGAAGAAGAGCGUGCAGCAUGAGGAGGAGCUGUGUCGCAGGGAGACGCUCCACAGCACUGAGCUGAAGAGCCUCCGGAAGGAGCUCCGCGACGCCGAAGCCCAGCACCUCACCCUGCAGAAAGAAAUCCUCAUGCUUAAAGACAAGCUGGAGAAGGCUCGCCGAGAAAGCCAUAGUGAGCGUGAGGAGUUUGAGGCCGAGUGCAAGCAGAAGUAUGAGCGGGAACGGGUGCUUCUGACGGAGGACAACAAGAAGCUCACCAGUGAGCUGGAGAAGCUGAGCUCCAUGUUUGAGAAGAUGAACAGUAGCCACAGGCAGCUGGAGGAGGAGAUGAGGGAGCUAGCCGAUAAGAAGGAGAGUGUGGCCCACUGGGAGGCCCAGAUCACAGAGAUCAUUCAGUGGGUAAGUGAUGAGAAGGAUGCCAGAGGCUACCUUCAAGCAUUAGCCACCAAGAUGACUGAGGAGCUGGAAGGACUGAGGAAUACCAGCCUGGGAGCCAGAGGCACAGACAUGCCAUGGAAGAUGCGGCGAUUUGCUAAGCUGGACAUGUCUGCCCGUUUGGAGCUGCAGUCUGCGCUGGACGCUGAGAUCCGAGCUAAACAGGCCAUCCAGGAUGAGCUCAACAAAGUCAAAGCCUCCAACAUCUCCACUGAGUGUAAACUGCAGGAGUCUGAGGGCAAGAAUCAGGAGCUGCUGUCUGAGAUUGAAAGGAUGAGGAAAGAGAUGGAGGACCUGCGUCAGAGGAGGGGUGUCAAGCACCAGGAUUCUCAGAACUCCUUCUUGGCCUUUCUCAAUGCUCCCACAUCUGCGCUGGACCAGUUUGAUCGCUCACCUUCUUGUGGUCCAGGAAGCAAAGGCCGACGCCUUGAUUCAGCCGAUUUUACUCCAUCUAACACCCCAUCACGGGAUGAGGAUUCUAAAUCUCGCCGCAUAUACCGCUCACGCUCGCCAUCCACCGCCAGUGACCUGGAGCCCAUUGAGCUGGUGGACCACUCGUCACGUCUCCAGACCCCAACUGGAAGAUCUGGCUACAGCAGCCUGGGCCACUCCUCUCCUAAACCCAAGGCCCAUCAGUUUGUGGUGAAGUCCUUCAGCGUCCCCACCAAGUGUAAUCAGUGUACCUCCCUUAUGGUUGGCCUCAUCCGCCAGGGCUGCAGCUGUGAAGUGUGUCAUUUUUCCUGUCACGUUACCUGUGCGGACAAGGCCCCUGCUGUUUGUCCAGUUCCUCCUGAGCAGACGAAGGGUCCACUGGGCAUCGACCCACAAAGGGGCAUUGGCACCGCCUAUGAGGGCCACGUCCGGGUGCCGAAGCCCACAGGUGUGAAGAAAGGCUGGCAGAGGGCCCUGGCCGUGGUGUGUGACUUUAAACUCUUUCUGUACGAGCUUGGUGAGGGCAAAACCACCCAGCCCAGCGUGGUGGUCAGCCAGGUCAUCGACAUGAGGGAUGAAGAGUUUUCAGUAAGCCCAGUCUUGGCCUCCGAUGUCAUCCAUGCCAACAAGAAGGACAUCCCCUGCAUAUUUAGAGUAACAGCGUCUCAGCUGUCGGCCUCCUCCAGCCAGAAGACGUCCAUCCUGAUCUUGGCUGACAGUGACCAUGAACGCUCCAAGUGGGUGGAUAUGCUUAACGAGCUGCACCGUAUCCUGAAGAAGAAUAAGCUGAAGGAGCGCUUUGUGUAUGUGCCUAAAGAAGCCUAUGACAGCACGCUGCCUCUCAUCAAAACCACUCAGAGUGCUGCUAUUAUAGAUCACGAGCGUGUGGCCCUAGGCAAUGAAGAAGGCCUUUACGUGAUUCAUGUCACCAAAGAUGAGAUCACCCGCGUGGGCGACAACAAGAAGGUGCAUCAUGUGGACCUGCUACCUUCGGAGCAGCUGCUGGCCGUCAUCUCUGGCAGGAACCGCCACGUGCGGCUGAUCCCCAUGGCCGGCCUGGACGGACGUGAGACUGACUCCUUUAAGCUUCCUGAAACUAAAGGCUGUCAGGCCCUGGUGUCUGGACCGCUGCGCAAUGGCGCCCUCACCUGUUUGUGUGUGGCCAUGAAGCGGCAGAUCAUCUGCUACGAGGUCAUCAAGAGCAAGGCCCGCCACCGACGUCUCCGAGAGAUCCAGGUGCCGGGAAUGGUUCAGUGGAUGGCGCUGCUAAAUGAGCGUUUGGUUGUGGGCUACCAGGCGGGCUUCAUGCGCUAUAGCAUGCACUCAGACUCUCCUCCAAUCAGCCUCCUUCACCCUGAGGACCACACGCUGGCCUUCAUCGGGCAGCAGGGCCUGGACGCUCUGUGUGCCGUGGAGAUCUCCAGCAAAGAGCUGCUGCUGUGUUUCAGCUGUCUUGGUGUGUAUGUGGACACACACGGCCGGCGCUCGCGGCAGCAGGAGCUGAUGUGGCCCGCGGUCCCCACGGCAUGCUGCUACAGCGCCCCCUACCUGUCGGUGUACAGUGAGAACGCAGUGGACGUAUUUGAUGUGAACACAAUGGAAUGGAUUCAGACCAUCCCUCUCAAAAAGGUUCGGCCGCUGAACACAGACGGCUCUCUAAAUCUGCUGGGUUUAGAGACAGUGAGGCUGAUCUACUUCAGAAACAAGACUGCAGAGGGAGAUGAGCUGGUGGUGCCGGAGGUGUCUGAUAACAGCCGGAAGCAGAUGGUGCGCAGUAUGAACAAUAAGAGACGCUUCUCUUUCCGCAUACCUGAGGAGGAGAGACUGCAACAAAGGAGAGAGAUGCUGAGGGAUCCUGAGAAAAGGAACAAGCUGAUCUCAAACCCAACCAAUUUUAACCAUGUGGCUCACAUGGGACCUGGGGAUGGCAUCCAGAUCCUAAAGGAUCUGCCCAUGAACGUGCGUGCUCAGGAGAAUCGGCCUGGUUUCAGUGGCUCAGUUAGUAUCCCGUCCAUGGCUAAAACCCGGGCCGAACCGGGCCGAUCCAUGAGCGCCAGCAGUGGUCUGGGCAUACGUUCCUCUUCACAGAACGGCAGCGCUCUGAGGAGGGAGCUGUCGAGCGGUAGCUACGGCUCCAAGCGCCAAACCAUGACUUCUCCGUCUGAAAGCUCACUGUCCUCAGGGGGAGGAAUGGAUAUUGGAGACGCACCGCUGUCCCAGUUUGACAGAGAGGCCGUGUCGCCCUCGGAGAAGACGCCCGAUCUGAAACGGGCGUUAAGGACCCUGCUUAGUAAAAUGAAGGAUUCGGACUCGCCGCGUCACUCCACUGCCUCCAACAGCUCCACCUUCAGCAGCCCGCCGAGCCCCGCCUCCCCGCACAAGACCAAGUCUCUCUCGCUGGAGAGUACAGACCGUAUGGCCUGGGACACAUGAUAGACAGCAGCUUGAGACCAAUCACAACAUGCCCUGGCCCAGCCUGCCACAGGCUCCUCCCCCAUCCCUGCCCAUGGAACUGCACCCGGUGCUACAGGCCCUUCCCACUUCAUUCUGCAAGAGGAUCUCAGUUGAGGAAAACAUGCAGGAGAGGAUGCUGGACUGUCAGUGGUGUGUGUGUGUGUGUGUGUGUGUGUGUGUGUGUGUGUGUGUGUAUGCGUGGCCAGGGCAUACGUUGGAAUGAAUAGGACCCUCUACAUAUGGCGUGAAGCUGACUGGUGACACAUUUAUGCUUCGGAGCGUCACUGGCUGGACUUCAGCCUUCUCAAUCCGGGCAAAGCUCACUGCUGCAAAGGGGGAUUUUAUCUAGACUGGCAUUUGUAUAUAGACUGGGGUUUUCGGGGGUGAACUUAUUUAUUUCUAGCUAUUAAAAAAAGACAGUAUCAUUUCCCUCGUUUCCUUCUUCAACUGUGGACCAUAACGACAGCUGCGUUUGUGGGGGAACAAACAAAAAAGACCAAAAUACAGCAGCGUAUAUUUUCUUUUGCUAUAGAAAAUAAUUUGUGCAGAGACUUCUAGCCGGCUGCAGCUUUCUUCGUGAUAUGCUUUCGUCAUCACCUCAUUACUUGCAUUACUUCCUUCUGUAGACCCUUAAGUAUCUCUAAUAGCUUUUCCUUUCAGUUUAUCUCCACACUCUGAGUUGGACUUCACACAAUCAAAAUCUUCCACAAAGCGCCACUGACCUGUGAAACCACAGAGUUCCAUCACAAAGAUGUACAUAGGCUAAAAGCAUAGUAUAAUAUAUAAUAAGGAAAUACUGUAGAGGAAAAAACAGUGGAGUCUUUUUUUUUAUUAUUUAAAAUAGUUUUGAUGUACCCAUGCCAAGGUUAUUUUAAAUUUUAUUUACAUUGUUGUAUUUUGACCACUUUUUUUUAUUUGACUCUUGAAAACUUUGUUUUACCAUUUGAAGAUUUUUGUGAGAGUCAUGUUGCUAAGUGUUUAACCUGCAACACACAAAAAAACAAAAAAAAAACAAAGCGUCUCUUUGCUCUGAUGUUAUUUUCUCUAUUGUAAGAGAUAGCAAUAUGUAUUAGCUGAACUGAGAUUACGACACGCAAACACAUCUGUAUUUUGCCCCCCACAAGAAAGAAGAGUGUGUGAGAAAAAGGUCUGAUGCAGUUUUGUCUGUCUCCUAAGUUUUACUCCCAAAGAUAUGGAACAAUGUAGCUUCUCAGAAAACGGUUGUGUGUGGGGAAACAGUAUUUUCGUUCCGAUUUAAUUGCACAUUCAUACCACUUUAAUGAUUGUGAACGUCACUGUUAUACUUUUAUGACAUGUAAGCGUAAGCUGGCCGAGGAUGUUCUUUCAUCUCCUUGCACAACUCUGAAGAAUAAGUUGUUGUCCUUAAAGUCUUUGCCUUGGCGUUAAAGAAAUAAAGCCUCCGAUGACCGUUUCCGAUGGUUUAUUAUGUGUUUAGCUCUCUGGAGAGGGGUAAUUAUGUGGAACCCUUCAUUAACUUCCCCACUGAAUAACGUUUAGAUUUGCACUCUAACAAAGGUCUUAAGAUGUGGACACAAACUUUCUUUGGUUGGUUUAUGGUUUGUGCUGGCAAAAAUGUUGUUAGUCGUGUACACCCGUCUUCUCCUUUCCACGUGAACAAUCUCUGAGGCUUGAACAAAGUUCUGGGGAUUUGUGUUCCAGUGCAAUCUUCACUUUAUCUGUAGAAACCAAUGCAUACAGACUGCUGUAAAAUCUCCAGUCUUCUGUUCUUAUGACCGAAGAUGGAAUCUUUUAACAUGUCAUUCCAUAACGGAUCACUUCUAGAGGCUCAUCAACUGGAUUGUCAACUCAGGAUUGUCAAUGUCAUUCCAUCUGCAGCUCAAGCUAACGUGAAAGAACAUACUGGGCAGCUGUUACCCAAAAGCAGUGAUGUUUAGUGAUGCACACGGGGAACAUGGGGGGCCAUUUAAACAGUCAGCCAGAGAAGCCAGUCCAUUAUAACACGCUUCUGCGUUUCAGUGGUCUUAUCUACGUUACCUUCAAUGUGCUCUCAUAUAUCACUUUUUUUAGAAUAUGCUUUGUAAUAAUUUGUACAGUUUUGCAUGUCAUAGAUGUAUUCAUUUCUUGGUUUCAUUCCAUGGUUGUAUAAUGUUUUUUCACAUUUUUAGAGGUGGGGUAGGUUUUCUUGCAGAGAGCUCACUACAGGCGGUUUUUGUCCUUGUUUUUUGUUUUUGUUUUUUUGCACAGAGAUAUUUAAGACAGAAGAUGGAGCAAAUGAAUGGCUUGAACUGGCCACUAAGCAAAUGUGGAGAACUUAUUACAUAACCUGACUCUGAUGUAAUUCAAUAAACGGAGGGAGAUGACACAA